Acanthochromis polyacanthus (spiny chromis) is the source of this 4537-nucleotide messenger RNA. Its product is annotated as non-muscle caldesmon-like. Gene Ontology annotation, molecular function: actin binding. Bases 1 to 1896 code for a protein of 631 amino acids. Lineage: Eukaryota; Metazoa; Chordata; Actinopteri; Pomacentridae. Gene Ontology annotation, biological process: signal transduction. The transcript is spliced from 15 exons. The record is from RefSeq and is a predicted model, not a curated record.
AUGAUAUCAUCUUACUCUCCCCCGUGGGAGAGUCACAUGACCCCCGUUAGGGUGAGGAGGGGGAGUCAGAGCGCCUCAAUGAAAACCACAUGGAGGGAGGAGAGAGCUGAACAGGGACAGAAGAAACACAGAGCAGCUGGAGCAAGGACUGCAGAACCAGGACCAGGACCAGGACCAGGACCAGGAAUAGGAGCAGCACCAGAACCAGGACCAGGACCAGGAGCAGGAGCAGCACCAGAACCAGGACCAGCACCAGAGUCAGGAGUAGGAGCAGCCCAGUCCAGAACCAUGUCAGAGUCCAGCAGAAGGAGAAGCUCCAGCAGGCAACUUCUGCAGAACCUCAUCAGGGUGACGGCGCAGCGCAGCCAGGAGGAUGCUGAAGAGGUGGAACGUGAACGGAGGAGGAGAGCCAGGGAGAAGCAGCGAGGAGAGGGAAGCCCCUCCUGGCCGGAGCCCCUCCAACACAACGAACGCACACACAACACGGAGUCGGACGAGGAGCUGAAGCCCAGCUGCUGCUUGGUUCUGGAGGAGGAUGAGGGCUUCAGCGACUGGAGCAACAGGCUGGAGAACAGAAACGAGCAAGAGGUUCAGGACGACUGCAGGACCAGACGGCUGAGAGCUUCAGCACCAGCAGAACCUGAGAAGGAGAAACAUCAGGAGGAAGAAGAGCAGCAGGAGGACGGAGGAGAACCAGAACGAAGCAGCUGGAAACAUGAAGCUUCAACAAGACCUGCAGAGAAGACGUCCAGCAACAAAAAGGAAACCAGGACGUCUUACAGCUCAUCGGUCUUCCUGCAGCAGGACACCAGACUGCAGCACGUCACUGGACAACCAGCUGACCGGACGUCCUACCUGGCUGCAGGGACGAUGAGGCCACGUGGAGGAGCCUGCAGGAUGGAUGAGGAGGGGGAGCAGGAGGUGCAGAGGGAGGAAGAGGAGGAAAUGCAGCCGACUUUGCAGAGAGAGUGGAGGACAGCAGAAACCCGACAAACCCUCCAAGAUGAGGAAGAUCAGGAGGAAGAAGAGCUGAACUUCACACAUGAAGAGAAGGAAGACUUCAGCUUAAAGAAGAGGGAGCAGAGAAACGAGGAAGAAGAAGAAGAAGAAGAGGAGGAGCAAAGGAUAAAAAACAAGAGAUCGGAGGAGAGCAGCGACCGGAGGAGUGAGGAAAUGACCAGAAGAUCAGCAGCUUCUCUGUGCAGCAGCAGUGAAGGAGAAGAGACUUUAAACUGUUACGGCCCCAUGAGUCCAACGUUUAAGAAACUCCUCAUACAGUUUUACCCAGAUGAAGUGAACAGCAGAGUCUCAGCAGACGGAAAAUGUACGAUCACAGAGAGAACAGAGUCUCUGAGGAGAAGCACCAGCAGCAUAAAGAAGACGCCUCCUCCUGGUCCUGUUUCCAAGAUUGACAAGAAGCUGGAACAGUACACACACGCUCUGGAGGUCUCCUGUAAGGAAGGCAGGUCAGGCUGUCAGCUGCUGACGGACCUGACGAGUCCCUCAGAACCAGUCGCAUCCAAGAAGAGCCUGUUUGAAGCCGGAGAAGCCUGGAACCAGAACCCCGUCUCAGUCACACCGUCCAAGGAUGCAGACGUUUUAAAAGUCGGCGUGGCUGAUCUGAUCCAUCAGUGGGUGAAAGGAAGUGAAGAUGGAAGCAGGUGCAGCUCGCCGUCCAAACCAGCAGAAAUAAAACCUGGAGGUGUUUUGAACAAGAAGAAUUUAUGGGAGAGUCUUGGUGACACUUUGUCUCCAGGGAGAGAAGGAAAGGAGAGCUCCUCUGGCAAAAGAUAUAAAUUCGUGGUGGCCGGUCAUGGAAAGUAUGAGAAGGUUUCUGCAGACAGCGACUGCAGCGAAAACUACCAGUCAGGCGGACAGUUCUAUGAAGAUUUGUGAAGCUCAUGUUUGGAUAACGGGGUAAAAAAUAAAUCAGCCACUCUGACUUCACCGUUCUGUGUUUCAGGCUUAAGGUUGGAAAAGCACUUAAAAGAGAAUUCUUGUUUAUUUCAACCUGAUGUACUUCUCAUUAAUGUGCCUGUUUCUUUCCACUCCAAACCUUCACUGUGGAUAAAUGAGAAAACAGGAAGAUGAGGGUUUAUCAGACGAACAAAAUGAGCUUCCUUCAGCUCUACAAAGAAAAAUGAUUUUUACACAAAUCUUUGAAAUGUUUGUUUUCAGUCUGACUGUAGUUAAACACAGAAAUGAUCCGUCUGGAACGAACAUCUGACUAACUGCAUAAGAGAUCUCCAUCUGGGGAUACUUGACCUGAUCUCCAGCUUAUUCAUCUGAGUUUGUUUACAUCCGAUUUCCACUGUGAGAUGAAGACAACAAGACGAACUGGUUCGCUCACUGAGGAGGGAAACUUUGCUGUGCGGUUCUUGGAUGAGAGUAAUUCCAGCUGUGGGAAUACGACUAAUGAAUUUACAGCUUUGAUAAACAUCCUAGAGACGGUGUUUCAUCUUCACAAAAUCAACUGGAAGAAAAGACUGAGAGCAGCUGGAGCAACAAUCAGCUUCACCGUACUGUCAGUGAAAAUAAUGCAGUUAGCAAGAUGACCAUUUCUGUUUACUGUUAGUCAGACUGAAAACAAAUGUUCAAAAUGAUUUAUUGAGAAAGUAAAAGUCUUUCAGUAGGAAGCCCCUGAUAACUGCAUGGAGCCUUAAGUUACAUCAACACCUGAAGUCCCAGUUAAUCGAUUAGUUGGAUUCAUGCCACUUAUUCUGAUAAUCAAAUGGUUUGGCUCUAUUUUUUUAGAGAGAAAAAAUGAUGAAAUUGCAGCUUUUUAAACUUGAUUAUUUCCUGCUUUCUUUCCUCCUCUGUGACAGUAAGCUGAAUGUCUUUGAUCAACAUUUUUCUCCAUUUUCUCGAGAAAAUAAUCAACAGAUUAACCGUCAAUACGGAGGUCCUCCACUUACGUUGGAGUUCUGUUCCUACGGCGCAAUGCAAGUCGAUUUUUGGCAAAAAUGUAAACAAAGCCGUUACCUGCAUCAUGAUAUCGAUCAGUUCUUUGGAAAAGUCAUGAAUACUAAUGAUAAUUUCACUUCCAUGGAGGUGACUGCCAUCAGAAGAGUCUGACUUACAUUUGGGAGCCAUAAUGAAGGGCAAAAAGUUGGUGAAUAUAUCACAAUCAAGGUGGUGUCCAAGCAGCGAAUGUAAACAAAUCCGUCUUAUAGCGCCGCGUGACGACGUGUUCGUCUACGCCACUCACCAACUACAGUCAGCCAAAAUAAUGUACACACAUCAGAAGACAAAAGACUUGCAUACAUAUUUAAUUUGUUUAAGUACUUCCAUACAUACAGAUACCUCCUUCAAAGUUUGAUCAAAUUCCAAUAACGCUGUGUACGGUUGUCCAAUGUUUUCCCAACAGGCGGACACUUUGGUAACGCAGUAGUUCGCCGUACACAUAAAUGUCUGGAGCACCUCUUGUAAUCGUAGAGGCCAAAGGUAAUUUGUAUCAAUCUUGUGAUGUCUGAAUAAAUUUGGUGUUGAAAUAUUAAUACAAGCUUUUCUUUUCCUGAUGUGUGUAAACAUUAUUUUGGCCGACUCUGUAGUUCCACGUAACCAGUUCAGACAUAACAACAAAACGCCGUAGGUCGAGGACGUCGUAACCGAGGACCCCCUGUAUAAAUAAUCCUAUGAAGCAGCCUAAACCACAGCAGCCACAUUCAUGAGAAAAAUGGCAGGUUGACAUGAACCAGGAUCCUCCUUUAACCCUCCUGUUGUCCUCAUUUAUGGGCACCAAAAAAUAUUGUUUACUCGUCUGAAAAAAAUCCAAAAAAUUCUGCCAAAAAUUCCCCAAAUUUCUGAAAAUUUGCAAAAUCUUAAGGAAGAAAAUUCCAAUAAUUCAUUAAAAGUUUUCUUCUAAAAAAAACCCCCCAAAUUUGGCAAGAAAAUUCUUGUAAAUAUUUUCAAAAAAUGAGUAAAAAUCUUCCCAAAAAAUCCUGAAAAUCACUAAGGUGAUUACUUAUAAAUCAGUAAAACUUCUAAUAUUUUCUUUAGGAAUAUUCACAUAAAAAUCAACCACAAUCCAGCAAAUUUCACAAAUUCCACCAAAAAUGUUGAAAAUGUGGAUAUCAGAAGUUUCACUGUAAAAAUAUCUAUUUUUCCCACAUUUUCAAACUUUAAAAGGAGUAACUUCUGACCCGCAGGACAACAUGAGGGCUAAAUCCUGGCACUUCCUGUAACUCUUUGUUCUAAUUCUGCAAAAUGUAGUGAAGCAAAACAUCUGAUUAUAUUCAUAGAUUCUCAGUCAUCCUGGUUUUAGUAAAACGAAGAGCUUCAGUCAGACACCUGGACUUCUGUGUUUGGUUCUUGACGCUGUUUUACCUUCGUUCAUGUGAACUGAAGAGAACUGAAGACGCCUUUUCAGUUCACUUCAGGUCUCAAGUCCAGUUUCUUUGUACUGCAGCUCUUGAUGUUGGCAGGUGAAUGUUUUCCUGUUUAGUCUGGACAUGUAUUUCUUUCAUCCUGUGAAUGACGUCUCAGUGUAUGUCUUAAUGUAUCUUUGAUUACCAUGAAAUAAAUUCCAUGUAACUGA